AUGGAACAAAAAGAUUGUUUAAAAGUUAAAUCAAAAGUUGUGAGGCGCAUCUCAGACGUUUCUGCUGACACCGUGUCAUUAGAUGCGCGAAGAAAGAUUAAAUAUGGUGGUCCAUUGACAGCUGUGUGGGGAAUGUUUGUGGAAUUUUCUGGAAAUACUUCAAUUCAUGGCUUGCAGUAUCUUGGAGAGAGACGACGUCAUUGGGUUGAGCGUGUUUUUUGGGUGGUUGCGUUGGUUAUUUCUGUCAUUGGAUGUUCGAUUAUGAUUAACAGAGUUUACAAAAAAUGGAAUACGAGUCCAGUCAUUGUAAGCUUCGCUGAAAAAUCCACGCCAGUUUGGCAAAUUCCAUUCCCUGCUGUCACAAUUUGCCCUGAAACAAAAGCAUUAAAAAAACACAUCGACUUUACUGAAGGCUUCACAAUGAAGCUUCACAACAAUACUGAUAAUCUAACAAUUGAUCAAUUGAAAAACUUGGAAGCUGUAGCACAAAUUUGUGACCCACAUUUAUUGAAAGAUCUGCCAAUAAAUAGUGGAUUAGAAGCAAAUGAAAUCGUCCCUUUGUUGAAGUCAAUUACAAUGCCAUUAAAUGAGACAACUUUGUUCUGCAAAUGGAGGAACACUGUGCUGCCAUGUACAGAUUAUUUCACUGAAAUAUUAACCGAAGAAGGAUUUUGUUACACUUUUAAUAUUUUGGAUGCUUCGGAAUUAUUCAAGGAAGACGUAUUAGCUGAUGACUUCAAAUAUCAGAAGCACAACAUAUCUUCUGAUGAGUGGACUCUUGAAGAUGGAUAUUCAACAUUCAGUCCCACAACUUAUCCCAGACGAGUUCUUGGGUCGGGAUCAAGAGCUGGUCUUAACAUUGUUCUAAAGCUCACAGAACCUGAUCUCGAUUACAUCUGUCGAGGACCAGUGCAAGGUUUCAAAAUUCUUCUGCACACACCCGGAGAAAUCCCGCGAGUUUCGAAACAGUAUUUUCGUGUUCCAUUAAGUCAGGAAGUCGUCGUCAGUGUUAAACCGAAUAUGAUUACGACUUCUGAGGGCUUGGCUGAUUACGCUCCUGAGAGACGUCAAUGUUUUUUUAACGAUGAACGACACUUAAAGUUUUUUAGAGUCUACACGCAAAGUAACUGCGAAUUGGAAUGUCUGGCAAACUUCACUUUAGAUCAAUGCAAAUGCGUGAAAUUUUCCAUGCCUCGUGACACUGAAACAAGAAUUUGCACUCAGUCAGAAGUUUCUUGUUAUGACUCUGCAGAAGACAAUUUGAUGAAACUUGAAUUCACUCAGAGCUUAACGUCAGGUUCGGGUGUUAAUAAACUGGGGCAAACUUCUUGUAAUUGUCUACCUUCAUGCACUUCAAUCGUCUACGAUGCUGAAAUUUCCCAAGCUGAUUUUGAAUUCGAAAAGAUGUUCAAUUCAUAUGCGGAAGAUUAUUUGGAUGAACUUCCUGGCGCUAUUCUAGCGAGAUUGACAAUCUUCUUCAAAGAAGCGCAAUUCAUCACAUCAAAGAGAUCAGAACUUUAUGGUUUGAGUGAGUUUAUGGCAAAUUGUGGAGGUUUGUUAGGUCUCUUCAUGGGUGUCUCAAUUUUAUCAUUAAUGGAAAUUGUUUACUACAUCACUCUAAGAUUAUCUUGCAAUUUAAAUAAUCGACGACAAAAGCGAAUUCGUGAAAGAAAACAAAAAAUGUCGAUGCUUUCUGUUGAACCACCAGCCCAACGCCGUCUUUCUGUCUUAUCAAUGGCAAGUGAAGCUGGUUCUGAGAAUGAACAUAGAAGAAAAAUUAAAUACGGUGGCCCAUUGGCUGCUGCUUGGGGGAUGUUUGCAGAUUUUUCCAACAAUAGCACAAUUCAUGGAGUACAAUAUUUUGCCGAAAAACGUCGUCAUUGGACUGAACGAGCUUUCUGGGUCAUUGCAUUUCUGGUAUCCGUCAUUGGAUGUUCGAUUUUGAUUCAUAAAAUCUACGAAAAAUGGCAACUUAGCCCAGUGAUUGUAAGUUUCGCUGAAAAAUCUACACCAGUUUGGCAAAUUCCUUUUCCUGCUGUCACAAUUUGUCCUGAAACUAAAGCAAUGGUUCAACAUGUUGACUUUACUAAAGGAUAUCGAAGCAUUCAUUGGGGUGAACGAGAUAAUCUGACAGAAUUUGAAUUGAGAGGCUUGGAAGCAGUAGCACAAAUUUGUGAUCCGCAUUUAUUCACCAACAUAUCAAUCGACAGUGGAUUGAAAGUAAAUGAAAUCGUCCCUUUGUUGAAGUCAAUUACAAUGUCAUUAAAUGAGACAACUUUGUUCUGCAAAUGGAGGAACACUGUGCUGCCAUGUACAGAUUAUUUCACUGAAAUAUUAACCGAAGAAGGAUUUUGUUACACUUUCAAUGUGUUGGAUGCUUCGGAAUUAUUCAAGGAAGACGUUUUGGCUGAUGACUUCAAAUAUCAGAAGCACAACAUAUCUUCUGAUAAGUGGACUCUUGAAGAUGGAUAUUCAACAAUCGACCCUUCAACUUAUCCCAGACGAGUUCUUGGACCUGGAGCUAGAGCUGGUCUUAACAUUGUUCUAAAGCUCACAGAACCUGAUCUCGAUUACAUCUGUCGAGGACCAGUGCAAGGUUUCAAAAUUCUUCUGCACACACCUGGAGAAAUCCCGCGAGUUUCGAAACAAUAUUUUCGUGUUCCAUUACGUCAGGAAGUCGUCGUCAGUGUUAAACCGAAUAUGAUUACGACUUCUGAAGGCUUGGCUGAUUACGCUCCUGAGAGACGUCAGUGCUAUUUCAAUAACGAACGUAAUUUGAAAUUUUUCAAGGUCUACACGCAAAGUAACUGCGAAUUGGAAUGUCUCGCUAAUUUUACGUUAGGAAAAUGUGGUUGCGUGAAAUUUUCCAUGCCUCGUGACACUGAAACAAGAAUUUGCACUCAAACAGAAGUUUUUUGUUAUGACUCUGCAGAAGACGAUUUAAUGGAAACUGAACUCACUCAGAGUUUGAAGUCAGGUUCGGGUGUUAAUAAAUUUGGAAAAACUUCUUGUAAUUGUCUACCUUCAUGCACUUCUAUCAAUUACGAUGCUGAAAUUUCUCAAGCUGAUUAUGAAUACGUCAAAGUUUUCAAUGCUUAUGGUGGUGAUUUAAACGAGUUUCCUGGUGCAAUUCUAGCGAGAUUGACAAUCUUCUUCAAAGAAGCGCAAUUCAUCACAUCAAAGAGAUCGGAACUUUAUGGUUUGACAGAUUUCAUGGCAAAUUGUGGUGGUUUGCUGGAACCAGGCUUUUUUCGGUAUUCUUCAUGUCUGUUUGAUUGUGAAAACAUUAAAAGUUUGAGUGGAAAAAUGAUUUUGAGAAUAAUUGUGAUGAGUUUUGGUUUUUUGCUGGUUGCAAGCAAAGUUUCUUUGCCGUCAAUUUCGCAGUUUGCUGAUGAUAUCGAUGGAAUAAGUUACCGACUACCAAACGAAACGAUUCCAUUGGAAUAUGACUUGCAAUUAACGACAGAAAUUCAUAGUGGCGAAAAAAGAUUUACGGGAACUGUGAAAAUUACAUUAAAAGUUAUAGAAGCUACUUCGAAGAUUACGCUUCAUAUGCGUCAGUUGACGGUGGAAAAUAUUACUUUAACCCCUUCUGAUUCCUUAACAAAAGUUUCUAUUGACUGGGAUAACGUGACAGCCACUGAAUUUCUUAUUAUUACAGCAAGUGAAACGUUAGUUGUAAAUGAUGAUUAUAAUCUUGAAAUUGAUUAUUUUGGAUUUUUGAGAGAUGACAACAUGGGAUUUUAUCGAUCAUCAUACAAAGAUUCAUCGGGACAAACAGUUUGGCUAGCAGCAACACAAUUUGAAGAAACAGACGCUCGUCAUGCCUUUCCGUGUUAUGACGAACCACAAUUUAGAACACCGUUUAGAAUAAAAAUUAAACAUCAUUCUGAUUAUAGUGCGAUCUCGAAUAUGCCUGGUGACACUUUUGUCGAAAAAGAACCGCCAAACUCAAUCACAACUUUUGAAGAAACUCCAGAUGUUCAAACUUAUUUAAUCGCUUUCAUUGUUGCAAAGUUUGAAAGUGUUUCUAACGAUGAUGUUAAUACAAUUCAAAAUGUUUUUGCAAGACCAGAAUCGAUCGAUAACAACGAAGCAGAUUUUGCUCUAGAAGUUGGCACGAAAGUUUUAGAAAAGUUCAAAGAACAUUUUGAAGUCGAUUAUUCCUUGCCAAAAUUGGAUCAAGUCGCGUUGCCAGAUUUAAAUGGAGGUGCAAUGGAGAAUUGGGGUUUAGUCACAUAUCGUGAAGAAUAUUUGCUUCUUAAUCCAUCAACUGCCACUACAAGACAACGAGAAAAUAUUCUGACGGUCAUUUCUCAUGAAUAUGCUCAUCAAUGGUUUGGCAAUCAUGUCGCACCUAAAUGGUGGAGUUAUUUAUGGCUGAAUGAAGGGUUUGCCACGCUUUAUGGGAACUUUAUGGCCAAUUUGGUUUAUCCAGAAGACCGUCUUAUGGACACAUUCGUUGUUGAUGUUGUUCAAACUGUACUUGAAGUUGACGCAAGCACAACAAUUAGACCGAUGACAUUUUACGUUGAGAAUCCAGAUCGUAUCAAAGCGUUGUUUGAUCGUGUUGGUUAUGAAAAAUCUGGAAGCGUACUGCGCAUGAUGCAAGUGGCGUUUGGUGACGACACUUUCACUAAAGGACUUCGUUAUUAUCUCAACGUAAAUAAAUUUAAAGCAGCAACAUCAGAUGAUCUUUACACUGGUCUGCAACGAUCAAUCGAUGAAGAUUAUUCACUGAAUGCUCCAAAUGUUGAAGCAAUUUUUAGAACUUGGGAAACUCAAUCUGGUUAUCCACUUGUGACUGUUACACGCAAUAACUUUGAAUCGUUGACGAUUAAGCAAGAACGAUUCUUUUACACGACAAAAGAAACUUCAGAUAAUCUUUGGUGGAUUCCAAUCAAUUAUGUCGUUCAAUCAAAUCCUGAUUUUACAAAUACAAAACCUGAUUUUUGGAUUGAAGGAACUGAAAGUUUACAACUAGCGAAUAAUGCAACAAAAAGCUGGCAAAACGACGAUUGGAUUAUUCUCAACAUUCAACAAACAAGUUAUUAUCGUGUUAAUUAUGAUAACGAUUUAUGGGAAUUAUUGAUACAACAAUUAAACGUCAAUCACACAGAAAUUCAUGUUUUAAAUCGUGCACAACUCAUUGAUGAUUCUUUGAAUUUAGCACGUGGUGGAAGAAUUUCAUACGAAAUACCAUUAAGAAUGUUAGAAUAUUUGGAGAACGAAAGCGAUUACAUCCCAUGGGCAUCUGCAUAUCGUGGAUUGAAUUUUCUGAACAGACUUCUGAAAGAUUCUCCAAUCUAUGAUGAUUACAAUAAUUUCGUUCAACGGAUCAUUUCACCACUUUACGAAAGAUUAUCAUUAAAUAUUGAUGAUAAAGAACAUAAAUUAGAUCGUUAUGCCAGGAAUGUUGCUGUGAAUUUAGCAUGUGAAGCUGGCCAUUCAAAAUGUCUGUCAGAAACAAAUGAAAGCUUCAUCGAUUUUAUAUUAAAAGCAGUUGAAAUUCAUCCUGACUUGAAAUCUUCAAUUUAUUGCAAUGGAUUAAAAACAAACGUCGUAAAUUCUUUUAACAAUAUGAAAAGAAAGCUUACAGAGUCGAAUGAUCAAGCAGAGAGAACUUUAAUUAUUGACGCAUUAAGUUGCAUUCAAAAUGAGAAUUUGUUGUACGAACACAUUUUAAAUUCUACUAAAUUUGGCAAUAAUUUUAGACUUCAUGAGAAAUCAAGAAUGGUAAUGUCACUACUGAAUAAUGGAGAAACAGCUCUUCUUGUACUGAUAAAAUUAAUUCGAAAUGAGUAUGAAACUUUAAUCUCAAUCUUAACUACAACUCAGUUUAGCACGAUGCUUUCAAGUAUUUCAUCACGUGUCACUUCUCAAAGUCUUAACAACGAGUUUAAUUCAGUGUUAAGUUACUUAGAAAGCAAUAAUUAUAUCACUGAAAAUAGUGUGAACUCAUACAGAGCUUCAGCUUUAGCUAAUAUUGAAUGGCAAGGAAACAAUUUUGAAUUCUUUAAACAAUGGUUUCAAGUUACUACUACAACUCUCCCGUCAGAUAUCACCGACGAGACAACUGAAGAAGGCGCAGGGUCCAUUAUGAUUUCAUUAGUACUGUUGACAUUAUGUUCUUUAAUCAAAUAUUUGCUUUGA
Clunio marinus is the source of this 6153-nucleotide messenger RNA. The record is from the annotation of a GenBank genome assembly. NCBI's taxonomy places the organism in Eukaryota, Metazoa, Arthropoda, Insecta, Diptera, Chironomidae.